Molecule: messenger RNA, 5279 nt
Organism: Dioscorea cayenensis subsp. rotundata (Guinea yam)
Lineage: Eukaryota; Viridiplantae; Streptophyta; Magnoliopsida; Dioscoreales; Dioscoreaceae
Product: serine/threonine-protein kinase ATM
Exons: 45
Coding region: 1-4719 (1572 amino acids)
Biological process (GO): DNA repair
Molecular function (GO): protein binding; protein serine/threonine kinase activity
Source: RefSeq, a predicted model, not a curated record
AUGACUCUUGCUUUUAUUAUUGAGACUGAGUGGUGGAGAUACGUUAGCAGUACAGUUGGCUACGUAUUGUUUUGCGUUUGUUCACCGAAGGUCAUUUCUCUGCUCCAUCAGCUAACGGUGGAUGCUGACCCAUCAUUGUAUGAUUAUAUUAGGGAAUUGGAACUAUUUCCGCAACUUGAUUCCUUUGCAAGAAUCAGAACUUUUCAUGAAAAACUAUGUGAAGCCUACUCUCCAAGAGAUCAUUUUUUGAAGUUCAUUAGGCGAUGCUCCUACCUUCCACAAGGUUUACUUCUUUGGAGCCUUCGAAACCUGCACAAGAAAUUACUAAUGGGAGAAAUCAUUCAACUUGAAAGCAAUGGUAUACUUAAACUACAUAAUUGCAAUCACUGGAAUGCUGAUCCUGAAGUUGUUUCUGCUGUAUGGUCUCUUGUGAGGCUAUGUGGCUCAAACGGUAUGAAUGAUAUGUGUGCAUUGCUUGCUGAUUUCAUUUCAAGGGUUGGCAUUGGAGAUCCCUAUGAUGUUAUAUUUCAUUUACCCGGAGAUCCCAGUCAGAAGCAUCUAACCCCGGCAUCUUACCAUGAUACUUCCAAGGAUUUUAAUCUACAAUGCGACAAUGGAGUCACUGAUGAGAUUUUAAUUGAGAUUUUAAGAUUGCUUAUGAAAUAUCUGCUUGAUGAAUCUGUCAAAAUUGUUGACAAGGCAUCUCUAACUCUACAGGGUAUUCUCUCAACUGAAAAAGGUCACGGUGCUCUUUUAUCACUUAAUUUUCACGAGAGAUCCUUAAUUGAGGUUCACUCAAAAGGUGUUCACUUGGCGCUAGUUGAGAAGCUACUAGUUGAUUCUGAAAAACAUUCAAUGGGGACUAUUUCACUGGAAGAUUCUUCCUUGUGGGUAACAGAAACAAAGGCCUAUGAGGAAUGGGUCUGCCCACUUGUGCACUCGUUGAUUAGUCAUAGUGAUGAUAUCAUCCUGAGAUUGUGCCAAGAUAUAGUUCUCCUGAAAGCUGAAGUUGCUGAACUGCUAUUUCCAAAUGUUUUGAUGAACCUAGCAGGAAGGGCUGAUUCAAAUGCAGACAUUUGCCAUUUAAUCUCAGGGAAGGUUCAGGAGAAUAUCUUUCUUGAGUCAAAUGACUUGAUGAAAUCAAUUCAUGUUAUCCUGGAUGCAUUGAAUAGACUAAGGUCAUGCUACAUAAUUGCAAGGCAAUAUUCGUUCUUGCCACCAGUGAAGCAAGGCAGGAUUUCUCGGUACGCAAAGGCUCAUUGCACUCCAGAAAAAGGAAAGGAGCAUUCAUCCAAUGUGCUCCUAUCAACUAAAUUGUGGGAGAAGGUUUACUGGCUUUCAAUUGAUUAUCUUGCAGUUGCCAGAGCAGCAAUUAGAACUGGCUCAUACUUUACGGCAGUAAUGUAUGUGGAGCAUUGGUGUGAAGAAAAUUUUAAUGGUCUCACACUAGGGUGUCCUGAUUUUUCCCAUUUUGAGACGCUACCUCCACAUAUUGAGCUAAUGAUUGCAGCAAUUACUCAUAUCAAUGAACCUGACAGUAUAUAUGGGAUCAUUCAAUCACAAAAGUUGACAUCUCAAACUGUUACAUAUGAACAUGAGGGGAAUUGGAGCAAGGCUCUUGAGUGUUAUGACUUGCAUGUGAGAACAGCAGGAUUGGGUGACACUGACUCAAUUUCAAGUGAAGGAGCCUCUGAUGCCUAUUAUAUAUCUUCUGGAGAUAAGAAAAUGGCUCAUUGGAAACCUUAUAAGGGAUUAAUGAGAUCUUUAAACAAAAUCGGUUGCUCUCAUGUGCUGGAUUUUUAUUGUCAAGGAUUGUUAAGUCAGAAAGUUCAAUUUCAGCAUGAUUUGGAGUUUACUGAAUUACAGUAUGAAGCUGCUUGGAGGGCUGGAAACUGGGACUUCUCAUUACUUUCUGCAGAAGAGAACUCUAGGAAACAUCUUAGGGGUGAACAUUUCAAUGAAAAUCUUUUCAGUUGCUUGAGGGCAUUGAAAGAGGGAGAUUCAAGUGAGUUUCAUACUAAUUUAAUGAAAACAAAGAAGGAGCUUGUGCUGUCUGUAUCUAAUACUAGCCAGGAGAGUACUGAGUAUAUAUUUUCGUCUGUAGUGAAGCUUCAGAUAUUAUACCAUCUUGGCAUUGCCUGGGAUUUACGUUGGACACAUGAACCAAGUGGAGAAAACACUUGUUUCAAGCUUAAUAAAAUUUUGCCUGAGCCUGUUGUUCCUACAAAAGUCCAGUUGGAGCCAUUAAAUAAAGAAUGGAGUUUCAUUCGAAUGCAAGCACAACAAAAUAUGAAUCUUUUGGAACCUUUUGUUGCAUUUAGACGCUCCUUUUUUCGAGUUUUAGAUUGCCAAGAAAGCAUUCUGGAACACCUUCUGGAGUCGGCAUGCAUUCUUCGUAAGGGUUCCCAGUUUUCUCUGGCUGCUGCUGCUUUGCAUGAACUCAAGCUACUCUUUUGUCAAUCAGAAAAACUUACUACAUCCCAUACUUAUCUUCUUGGAAGGCUUGAAGAAGCUAAAGUACUUCGAGCUCAAGGUCAGAAUGAGAUGGCAAUCAGCCUUGGAAGGUACAUAAUUCAGGAUUAUAAAAUGGAUGAGGAAGCCUCAAAUGUGCAUCGUUUAGUUGGAAAGUGGUUGUCAGAGACACGAUCUAGCAACUCAAGAACUAUUUUAGACCAAUAUUUGAAGCAUGCUGUGGAGCUCACUGAACAAAGCAACAGCAGGGAUCAGAAGUCUUUGUCUAGACAAUGUCAGACAUAUUUCCAUCUUGCACACUACACUGAUGGUUUGUUCAAAAGCUAUGAAGAAAGGCUUGCCUCAAGUGAAUGGCAAGCAACUUUGCGAUUGAGGAAACAUAAGACCAGGGAGAUGGAGGCUCUAAUUAGAGGGCUAAGAAGUUCAAGAAAGGGGGAGAAAGUUGAUUGCUCAAUAAAAAUACAAGAGCUUCAAAAGCAGCUUACAAUGUUUAGGGAGGAGGCUGAAAAGUUGCAGGAUGAUAGGGAUAAAUUCCUGAGUCUAGCAUUAGAGGCAUAUCAGCAGUGUCUUGUCAUAGGCGGAAAAUAUGACCUGAGGGUGGUUUUCCGACUUGUUUCUUUAUGGUUUAGCCUUUCUUCAAGACAAAGUGUUGUGAAAGCUAUGCUUAGCACAGUGAAGGAGGUUCAGUCAUUCAAAUUCAUUCCUCUAGUGUAUCAAAUUGCUUCAAGACUCAGCAGCCCAAAAAAUUCGCAAGGAUCAAAUAGUUUUCAGGUUGCAUUGGCUUCACUUGUGAAGAAGAUGUCCAUUGAUCAUCCUUACCAUACAAUAUUUCAGCUUCUAGCUCUAGCAAAUGGUGAUCGCAUCAAGGAUAAACAACGAAGUAGAAAUUCCUUUGUUGUGGACAUGGACAAGAAGCAGGCAGCAGAAGAUCUCUUACAUGAAUUAUACUCACAUCAUGGGAGAGUAAUACAACAGAUGAGACAAAUGGUUGAGAUAUAUAUUAGGCUCGCUGAACUAGAGACCAAAAAGGAGGACACAAAUAAGAAGGUGGCACUUCCGAGAGAUGUUCGCAGCAUCCGGCAGCUUGAACUUGUACCAGUUGUGACAGCUAAUGUUCCCAUUGACCCCAGUUGCAAUUAUGUGGAAGGUUCUUUUCCGUAUUUCAAGGGAUUAACUGAGUCUAUCAUAGUAAUGAAUGGUAUAAACGCUCCAAAACUGGUUGAGUGUUUUGGCUCUGAUGGUCAUAGAUAUCGUCAGCUUGCAAAAUCUGGAAAUGAUGAUCUUCGACAAGAUGCUGUUAUGGAACAAUUCUUUGGUUUGGUCAACACCUUCCUAGAAAAUCAUCGAGACACAUGGAAAAGAAAAUUAAGAAUACGUACCUAUAAGGUUGUUCCAUUCACCCCUAGUGCUGGUGUACUCGAAUGGGUUAAUGGCACUAUCCCGCUUGGUGAAUAUCUGUUAGGGAGCAAUAGGAAUGGUGGGGCACAUUUACGCUAUGGAGCAGGGGACUGGACAUUCUCACAGUGCCGAGAAUAUAUGGCGAAUGAAAAGGAUAAGCGCAAUGCAUUUAUCAAAGUUUGCGACAACUUCAGGCCAGUUAUGCAUUACUUCUUCCUGGAAAAAUUCCUUCAGCCGGCUGAUUGGUUUGAACGCAGACUGGCUUAUACAAGAAGUGUUGCAGCUAGUUCAAUGGUGGGCUACAUUGUUGGAUUGGGAGAUCGGCAUUCUAUGAACAUUCUUAUUGAUCAAGCUACUGCAGAGGUGGUGCACAUUGACCUUGGUGUUGCCUUUGAACAGGGUCUCAUGCUUAAAACACCUGAAAGAGUUCCAUUUAGGUUGACAAGAGAUGUUAUAGAUGGCAUGGGAAUUACUGGAGUGGAGGGUGUCUUUCGAAGAUGUUGUGAGGAAACUCUGUCUGUCAUGAGGACAAAUAAGGAGGCGCUGCUUACUAUCAUAGAAGUUUUCAUUCAUGAUCCGCUUUACAAGUGGGCUCUUUCUCCCCUCAAGGCUUUGCAAAGACAAGAGGAGACUGAUGAUGUUUUGGGCUCAAGUUUGGAGAGUUCCCCUGAUGCAGAUGAAGGAAACAAAGAUGCAGCACGAGCUAAGCUGCGGGUCAAACAAAAGCUUGAUGGGUAUGAAGAGGGUGAAUUGAGAAGUGUGCAGGGGCAGGUUCAACAACUUAUUCAGGACGCAAUAGACAUAGACCGCUUGUGUCAAAUGUUCCCAGGAUGGGGUGCUUGGUUGUGACAAAAGAUUCGAGGUAUGGAGGAUUUGGGUCAUAUCCAAUUUUGUAUACAGCUGAAUUCUAUUUCCAUUUUUCAAUAUCUUCAGUGCUGCUGCAUAUUUUGGAUGCUAAUGCCACAAGUCAACUGUAGCUGCAUGGUUUAGUUUCCCUUACACUAAGUAGUUGUAAGAUGUGAACAAAUAUAUUGAACUCAUAUUAUUAUUAUUACUGUAUAUGAGUUCUCCAUAGUUCAUGGUACAUAAUAUCAUUUGUUCUUCAUGUACAUCAAACUGGAUAAAUUUAGCUCUGAAGUGUCAAAAUGCUGUUUGAUUGAAUUGCAACGAUGAUUGCUUCAAGUUCGAGCCACACAGAAAGCCAGAUGACAACCACUUGAGAAUGGAUUUCGCUAUAGCGCCUGGAGAAGGUGUUCCUUAGCCUUUGUUUAUAUACCCUUUCGCUCUCUAUUUGUGUGUAUAGGUCCUAUCCUAGUAAGGGUAUAUAAGCGAAAGCUUUGUGAAGUUUCCUUCAGAUUCAGCUGAAUUCUGUACAACUUUAAUCAUAUGAUUUUUUUUUUUAAUGCAAA